Molecule: messenger RNA, 2272 nt
Organism: Acaulospora colombiana
Lineage: Eukaryota; Fungi; Glomeromycota; Glomeromycetes; Diversisporales; Acaulosporaceae
Source: the annotation of a GenBank genome assembly
AUGGACAGGGCGCUAACGCACCUGCUCCGGGUAAUGCAUAUUCUCAUCCGAAUACCAGCAAUAUGCAGUACAAUCCUCAAGGAACUGCCUAUCCAGGUCAGUUGGUAUUUGAUACAAGCUGGAAUGUUGCUGAUAAAUCCUUUACUGUUGAACUCUAACUCAUCCAUUAUGUCAAAAGCCACAAAUGGCGACUAUGGCACCCCUGUAGCACAUCCUACUCAACUUGCCCCAUCUUUCAACCAGACUCAGGGUGUUCCGGCCCCAAGAGGAGGUAGAUCGCGGCCCCUCCCUGCCGUUCCAGGUGGCGCUCCGAACAGACCUCAAGUUCAAGUACCAGUACCUCCCUCCAGUCAGUAUGGAAGUGACUAUAAAGCCCCUCUUCCUGGCAUGUCACAGUCGUCUCAUGGGGAUGAUCAGUAUUCUACCCCGGCGCCACCUUCACAUAUCCCUCUGAAGCAACCUCCUGUCGAUGCCGAGUACCCACGCACCCAUUUGACUCAGGAUUCCUACUCUAGCCAGCCAAGACAUCGAACACAAGAUUCCGGAUUCACGGACAGUAACUCGAGCCACCUAUCCUCCUACCACCAGUUCGACAGCCCAUAUUCAGUGGGGGGCAAUUACGAUAAUCAGCAUAAUCCAUACCCUAAUGGCCCGCCAAGCCAUCAGCACGCUGAUCCCAGCGCUUAUCAUCAGAACAAUCCGACUAAACUGGCCCUGAGUCACCCAGACAUCAUGAAUGACUUUACGCAAUCAAUGGAUGACCACAGAGGAGGAACGAUGUCAACUAACCUGACGGGCUCCUCUUCGUACUCGGGCGAGGCUCUGUUGUCUGGGCUUGGCGGUGAUCCUAAAAUUGAACAAUACAGGCCCCAUGGCCAAGGAUCGUUCUUGCCUGCUGAAUCGCCCUCUUCUGCUCAUCAAAUUCAUUCCUCUCCGAUCAAUGCACAAACCAGUGAAGAUGUUGGCACAGAAUUGGGUAGUCAUCUCUUGAGAUCCACUUCCACCGCAUCUUCCUUCAACUCGCUGUUACAAGAGCCCAGACGCUCGCCGACCUUUGAGGACGGUUUGCUCACACCAACACUUUCACGAGCCGAUUUAUCUCUAGAGGCUUCCGUCCCUCCAUCUCAAACGUCUCAUUCAUACGCUUCAAAAUCGUACCUAUUUGAUAGGGAUACGUAUUCUUCGAAUCUCAGCUAUGGUACUCCUGCCAUCAUAACCACCUCUGCGGACGUAGCGCCGAGCUCCAGCCGCCGCCGUCAUCAGCAAGAAUACCAAAGAAUGGCUUCGAUGAAGGAUCGUAUACCCAGAGGUACACACGUCAAAGGGAGUAUCCCAUAUCCAAGGGCGUUCACCGGCAAAGACAUUGUGUCGACAAUACAAACACUGAUCCAAAAAGAAUUCCAAACCAAUAUGGGGUUCGUGAUAACGGACAGAAGAGCGGCCCUUCAAGUAGCCAGGAGCUUACAAGGGCAAUUGUUCUUCUAUGAAGUCGAAUGGGGAGGUAGACUACUUCAAGACGGACUUGAAGAUGUCUACAUGUUUUUGGAUGAUAACCCUGCUAGUGAAAGCUCAAAUGCAGAAUAUAGACACGAUCGAGUGGAAAGAGAAGAACUCCCAACUGGUGCAACGAUGCUUGAGGGCAUGUUUACUGGACACACGGCCGUCCCCGAACCUGUGCCGGAUUGCGGUAUAGACUCCAUGGGGAGAGAUGGUCGACAAGCAAACACUCAACUCUUUGCCGGAAGCAGAGAUUCGUCGGCAAACGAGCAGCAAUAUGUCCAAGACUUGGAUUUGAUUGAAACGAUUUUCAUCAAGGAGUUGCGACGAGCAACCCCCCCAAUAAUUGCUCCAGAAAACCUGGAAGACUUUAUCUCAGAGGUUUUCGGUAACUUCUUCGAGCUCCGUCAAUGCAACAGACGUAUUCUAGACGUCAUGCUUGUGCGACAGCGCGAACAAGGUCCCAUCAUCCAGAGGAUAGGCGAUAUUUUCCUAGGAGCAGCUGCAGAGUUCCGCUCCGUCUAUCCAUUAUAUGUGGGAAACCUACCUGUUGCCGAAAAGAGAAUCAAGGAGGAAGCAGAAACCAACCCCACAUUCAGGAGGUUUUUAGAGCAAAGCUCCAGGCAGGAUACCCGUGGACUUGACAUGAAGCAUUUUAUUUAUCGGCCCUCGGAACAUUUGCAAAAGUAUCCCGUCCUGCUGGAGGCUAUCUUCAAAGAAACCGCAGAGGGUAACCCGGAUGCAGACUUUUUGGUCGAAGCCGAGCAGGCGAUCC